AUGUCGAAGGACGUGGUCUAUGUGCACCGUCCCCGACAAUAUACAGAGAUCUUGCUGACCCAACGUGCUUGUAAUCAGGCUGGCGAGGAAACAGUACAAAUCGAAGAUGGUGAGAACAAAUAUGCGAUACACCAAGACAAUAUGGCAACGCAACCAGGACACGGUUCCGAGGGCUUUACCUUGAAUCUAGCGGAUGCCCUCACGCCUGAUCCGGGCACUGAAGAUAUGUUCAAGACUGAGGACAAUACGUUUGCAUUUUCGCCAGGGCAUUUGUCAAGGAUGUUCAAUCCCAAGAACCACAAUGCCUUCUACGCGCUAGGUGGCCUCGUGGGCUUAGAAAAGGGGCUCAAGACUAAUAGGAAUGCUGGAUUAAGCGUCGACGAAACGACUUUCGACGAGUCAGUGGCCUACGAGGAUGUUGCGGCCAGUGAUGCUCCCAAGUACGGCACUGCUGGCGAUAAAUUGCCUGAACCAAAGACUCCGACGAGUAUUCCACCUGCCACCUACGACACCAAGGCUAGUGGCUUCUUAGAUCGCAGACGCAUUUUUUCCGAGAAUCGACUUCCCGACAAAAAAAAUAAAACACUCUUGCAGCUAGCGUGGCAGACCUACAACGACAAAGUCCUGAUUCUCCUGACUAUUGCGGCUGUAGUCUCCCUUGCUCUUGGCCUCUAUCAGACCUUUGGAGGUGCGCAUGAGGAAGGCGAGGUAGGUGUUGAGUGGAUUGAGGGCGUCGCAAUCCUGGUUGCCAUCGCUAUCGUGGUUAUAGUAGGAACUCUAAAUGACUGGAACAUGCAGCGGCAAUUCAAUCAGCUAAAUAAGAAGCACGACGAUCGAUUCAUCAAUGUUGUCCGAUCUGGAAAGCCCACCGAGAUCUCCAUCUUCAAUGUGCUUGUGGGUGACGUUGCUCUUCUUUCUGUCGGAGACAUCGUCCCAGUUGACGGAAUCUUCAUCAAAGGCCAUGGCGUGAAGUGCGACGAGUCUUCUGUGACAGGUGAAUCGGACUUGAUGAAGAAGACGCCUGCAAUUGAUGUCUAUGCUGCCAUCGAAGAUCUGGCCCAGAGGAGACUUGACAAUAUCAACGUGGAUAAGCUUGAUCCUUUCAUCAUCUCCGGUAGCAAAGUUCAGGAAGGAUCCGGUAACUUCCUUGUUACGGCAGUUGGUGUCAAUUCUGCGUAUGGCCGCAUCGCCAUGUCCCUUCGAACUUCACAGGAAGACACGCCCUUGCAGAAGAAGCUUAACGGUCUGGCUGAUCGUAUUGCCAUAUAUGGCGGAGGAGCGGCACUUCUAUUGUUCAUUGUUCUCUUUAUCAAGUUUCUCGCUCAGCUUCCAUCCAACAAAGACAGCCCAGACAAGAAAGGUGCGCAGUUCUUGGAACUCUUCGUUGUCAGCGUGACUGUCGUCGUGGUAGCUGUACCCGAAGGCCUUCCACUUGCUGUUACCUUGGCUCUUGCAUUUGCCACGACUAGAAUGAUGAAGGACCACAACCUGGUUCGAAUCUUGAAAGCUUGCGAAACCAUGGGCAACGCCACCACUAUUUGCUCUGACAAGACCGGAACUCUCACACAGAAUAAGAUGACGGUCGUAGCUACGACCCUGGGGGCAGACAUCAGCUUUGAUGGUGCAGAAUCUAUUCCAAGCAGCAUUGGGAACGUGGCAGACAACGCCGAUGAGUUAUUGUCAGAGUUGUCCACCUCUGAACUCAUUCCAAAAGUGUCUGCUGAGGAGUUCGUGCAGUCCUUGGAUUACGAGAUUAAACGGUUGAUCAUUCAGUCAAAUGUGGUUAAUUCCUCAGCUUUUGAAGGUAUCCAAGAUGGAAAGACAGCAUUCAUCGGCUCCAAGACCGAGGGUGCGUUGUUAAUGUUCGUCCGAGAUGAACUAGGUGCUGGGCCAGUGCAGGAAGAAAGGGAAAACGCCAUCAUUGUACAACAAGUGCCAUUCGACUCGGCGGAGAAGUUCAUGGCGUCGGUUAUCAAGCUGCCUACCGGAAAGUUCAGGGCAUACGUCAAGGGAGCCUCCGAGAUUGUACUCGAAAAGUGUACCAGGGUUGCCACGCACGUUGGUUCUCGGGAGUGGUCCACAGUUGAGCUUACAAGCGCGCAUCACAAGGCUUUGAAACAGACCAUUACGUCUUAUGCUGGCCAGACCCUCAGAACCAUCGGCUCUACUUAUCGUGAUUUCGACUCGUGGCCUCCAGAAGGCUCUGCAUCGGAUGACGAUCCAAGCCUUGCCAACUUUAGCAAAAUACAUCACAGCAUGACUUUGCUCGCCAUCUUCGGCAUUAAGGACCCUCUACGACCUACAGUCAUCGAUGCCCUCAACGAUUGUCGACGGGCGGGUGUUGUUGUCCGCAUGGUGACGGGAGAUAACAUUUUAACGGGGAGUGCUAUUGCGCGGGAGUGCGGCAUUUACCGUCCUGAAGAAGGGGGUGUUGUCAUGGAAGGGCCAGAAUUCCGGCGGAAAAGUAGCGAGGAGCUCAAGGACAUUGUACCAUACUUACAGGUUCUCGCUCGAUCUAGCCCGGAGGAUAAGCGAAUUUUGGUAGAGACUCUCAAGAGCCUUGGAGAAACGGUGGCAGCUACCGGUGAUGGCACGAACGAUGCUCCGGCUUUGAAGCUGGCUGAUGUUGGAUUUGCCAUGGGUAUUGCCGGUACGGAAGUAGCCAAGGAGGCAGCUGAUAUCAUCCUCAUGGACGACAACUUUGCAUCCAUUGUGAAGGCUCUACUGUGGGGCCGCGCCGUUAAUGACAGCGUCAAGAAGUUCUUACAGUUUCAACUUACUGUCAACAUUACAGCUGUCGUUUUGACCUUUGUCUCGGCUGUGUACUCGGAUCGGGAGCAAUCAGUUCUCAAUGCCGUUCAACUGCUCUGGAUCAACCUCAUCAUGGACACCUUCGCAGCUCUGGCUCUGGCCACAGAUCCUCCAACUCGCAGUGUUCUGGACCGGAAGCCUGACAGGAAGUCCGCCCCACUCAUAACUUCUCGGAUGUGGAAGAUGAUUAUUGGCCAGGCGAUAUGCCAGUUGGCAAUUUCAUUCGUUCUGUACUUUGGAGGUGACUUGCUCCUUGGAUAUAAUUUGAGGGAGGAGCAAGAACAGAAAAGGUUAAACACACUGGUCUUCAAUACAUUUGUGUGGCUUCAAAUCUUCAAUGAGUUCAACAAUCGACGACUAGAUAAUCGACUGAAUAUCUUCGAAGGUAUUACGCGCAACUGGUUCUUUAUGGUUAUAAAUGUUAUCAUGGUUGGGGGACAAGUACUGAUCAUUUUCGUUGGUGGCCAAGCCUUCAAGAUUGUUCCACUAAAUGGAAAGGAAUGGGGUUUAUCUAUUGGGCUUGGAGUCAUCUCUAUCCCCUGGGGUGCCGUCAUCCGCAAGUUUCCUGAUUCGUGGGCCGAGAAAAUUGGAUUGACUGCCACCUGGCCCUUUGCCAAACUCAUCUCUUUCCUCCGCUUAUUCAAGAGAAACAAGGACAAGAAGGUUGAUGAAAAGGACAUGGAACAGGGAAAGAAAGAUGAUGAGAAGUGGGAGGAAUUCCGUCCUCCGCCUUUGAGGACUAUUACAUCCCUCAGAGGUCCCAGAGUCAGCGAACACAUUGGUCUUAGGGAGCGAGUACAUAAUGCUAAAGGUAGGGCGAAGGGUGGAACGAAGGGGUAG
Molecule: messenger RNA, 3651 nt
Organism: Fusarium redolens
Lineage: Eukaryota; Fungi; Ascomycota; Sordariomycetes; Hypocreales; Nectriaceae
Exons: 3
Coding region: 1-3651 (1216 amino acids)
Biological process (GO): intracellular calcium ion homeostasis; calcium ion transmembrane transport
Cellular component (GO): intracellular membrane-bounded organelle; membrane
Molecular function (GO): ATP hydrolysis activity; P-type calcium transporter activity; ATP binding
Source: RefSeq, a predicted model, not a curated record